GCGGAGGGCCAUCUUUCCACGGCCGAACCAACGAGCUUGUCUCUCUCCGUGUGGAAAGUCUACAGGCGGAAAGUCUACUGACCGAACUUCAUUCUCAGAGAGACCGUAACCAUUCCACUUCCUCCGUUUAACAAGAUCCAAGAACUUCUGUAAAAGGACAUGCAGUGUCUCGGCGUGGUCGUACUGACCACUGUGCUCGUGGCGACGGCAGCCGCUGUCCAACCCUCCCACCACCUGCUCCUCCCCGGCACCGACGUCGACUCCGAGCGCGUUGUCGGAACAGGUCAUCAUCCGAUAAUCCAAAAGAUCAAUCCUCUGCAAGGUAACAUUGAAAACGCCCUCCUCUUGGGUUGGAAAGGUCCUGAAGAGGAUGCACCCGUCUACCCUGAAGACCCUGCUGUCUACUCUGAGGGAACCAAGUCCCUGUGUCAACUGAAAGAAUUGAUAGACGGCGACGAGGAAGAAGGCACCGUCACAAAAAGGGGCCCUAUACCCAUGCAGGCCUUAGUCAGCGGAAGAUUCGGUCGGUCCGGCCUACACAAGAAGGUUCCUCUCGCCGCCCUCUCGGCAGGACGCUUUGGCAGGUCCCCUCAAAAGGUGCCUCUCGGAGCGCUGACGGCGGGCCGAUUCGGGAGAUCCGAAGUACAGAGCAGGGGCAUCCCCGUGGACGCGUUGAUGGCCGGUCGGUUCGGGAGGUCAACUGGUCUUCCCAAACUCACCCUGGAGGCGCUGGUGCCGGGUCGCUUCGGUCGGUCCGCAGGCCCGAGCAAGAAAGUCCCCCUGGAGGCCCUGGCAGCUGGUCGGUUCGGCAGGUCCGGAAGCCCGACGAAGAAGGUCCCUCUAGCAGCCUUAGCCGUGGGCAGAUUCGGAAGAGACGAGGAGAUGGUACCGCCCCGGGAGCUACGCAGUCCCGGCACCGUCUCCCUGAGGAUGCCCCUGGCUGCGCUGGCCACCGGGCGGUUUGGAAGAUCGGCACCGACAGACGAUGACUCCGGUACGUCAGAAGAAGACCUCGAAGUCAGAAGCAAUUCUCGAGAAGAAGAAGAAAUCGAGGUGGCAACAGAAGAUGACGGAGGCCAUCCAGAGUUGCAAAAGGCACCGGAGCCCAACCAGCACCUGCCACUUUCAACCAUACCGAGGAUGAAGUCGCCAGUGUCUCGGCGUCGGUUCGACUUCAGUAAAUAUAAAAUCCCCCUGGCAGCGCUGAAGACCGGGCGCUUCAAACGGCACCGGGAGGGCCUGGGCGACCAGCACGACGGCAUCCCUCCCACAAACACGCCCAGCCUAAAGGAAAGCUAUGGGAGCGACUCAACGGUGAGGUACAGCCCAUCCAUGGCACUGUCGACGGCCAAUCAUGACCAGCCCACCGAUCAACAGAACGACUACGUCUAGGCAGUACCGUAGACAAACAAGAGGCUAGAGAGGGACACAGGUCGCGGAUAGAAGAUGCAGGAGAGUCUUCAAAACUAACAUCUCGAACAGAAGAAUAGUAGAAACAAGACUUAAUGACAGUAUAUAUCAUACAUAUAUGUACAUUAUAUGUACCCUCUCUUCUUGACCUAAAAAAAGUCAACCUACCUAUGAAAACACUGUUGUUAAGGUUGGUUUCCUUGAAUGACUAAAUCAGGCAAAAUUUCCGAAAAAGCCCCUUGGCUUUAAAAGUGCUCUCUAAAGGUAGAGAAAAAAAGAUCUAUCUGCAGAACUUUUCUUACAUAAUGCUGUCAUGCCCCAGUUUUUUUAGACAAAUUUAUACUAGCACAUUGCUAGCUCUGCCGCAUUUGACGAACAAAUUUUUUUUUAUGGCAUGAGCCUCUGUGCCCAGUUUGCGAGAGUUUAAUGUGAUUUUCCAAUGGGCCACUAA
Branchiostoma belcheri (Belcher's lancelet) is the source of this 1861-nucleotide messenger RNA. RefSeq lists its product as uncharacterized. The record is from RefSeq and is a predicted model, not a curated record. The coding region runs from base 160 to 1392 and encodes 410 amino acids. The transcript is spliced from 3 exons. Lineage: Eukaryota; Metazoa; Chordata; Leptocardii; Amphioxiformes; Branchiostomatidae.